AUGGCACAUGAUCCAACCUGGAAAGCCCAAAAAUAUAAGAAGCUCUUUCUUCCUGAGUUCCUUGGCUACAACUUAGCUGAAUGUGAUUUCAUAAUUGGUCCUGCUCUUGUUGGCCAACACUGGUUUUGCGUUGCCAUUCAGCCUAGCACAUUGGAUUUCCACGUAAUAGACUCCAUGAGGAACCAUUUCGGAACCAAGGACAGAAAGCAGAAGAAGAAGGUUGUCAUCAAAGACCCAGUGGAAAUGGCUGUGGAUGAUUGUAGGAAGAGGCUCAAUAUUAUACUGGACUUGGUCAAGCCAGGAUUGGUUGGGAAAAAGCCAAUGUCUCCCAUGAUAUUUGCAGAAGUUCCCCAGCAGAAUAACCUGAGGGAUUGUGGGGUGCACUGCAUGAUGUGGCUGAGAAGAUGGGAACCUGGUGUGACCCUUACCUACACAGAGGAAGAAGUUGCUGGCUUUCGUCGUGACCUGACAUGGUGGUUGGUCAAUCAUGAACAGAAUGAAAAACGUGACGAGGCAUUGGCCCUUAUUCGACGACCACAACCAACCAAGAGCACAAAGUCCAAGAAAAGGCGUCGGUCUUAGGUGUCUCGAUGUUAGGGUCAUAAUUCACUUGUCCUCUGUUAGAUUGCUGUAUGUAAUGUGCAUUGUAGGCUGACCAAAAAUUUACUGUGUAUUGUUAUGGUUAACAGAGAUUGGUGUCCAUAAAUGUAUGAUAGUUGAGAACCAUGAUGCCAAUUUAUUCCCCAGUGACAUGAAUGAAUCUGGUUUUAACCACACAAAAACAGAUGAUG
This is a messenger RNA of Neltuma alba, 791 nucleotides long. RefSeq lists its product as uncharacterized. The transcript has 3 exons. Gene Ontology annotation, molecular function: cysteine-type peptidase activity. Gene Ontology annotation, biological process: proteolysis. NCBI's taxonomy places the organism in Eukaryota, Viridiplantae, Streptophyta, Magnoliopsida, Fabales, Fabaceae. The record is from RefSeq and is a predicted model, not a curated record. Bases 1 to 582 code for a protein of 193 amino acids.